AUGGCCGAAAAUAGCCGGCCUCAAGAGCCUGAGGAGCAUGUUGACUUGGCAAUUGUUGGAGGCGGUCCAACAGGAUUGCUUUCCGCGCUUCUUGCAAGUCGCUUGGGCCUUUCCGUAAGGAUUAUAGAUGCUAAACCUGGUCCCUUGGAAGUGGGUCGAGCCGACGCUUUGAAUGCACGCACGCAACAAUAUCUAGAGGUUGUAGGAAUUCUUGAUGAAUUGCUUUCCUUCGGGAUCAAAUGCAAUACAAGUUCUACCUUUUCGGAGGGUGAAUUCAAGUCUCGUCAGAGCCAUUGGUGGACAUCACUUGAACACUGUUUCCGUCCCAACUUUUUGAUGAUAGGGCAACCGGUGGUGGAACGAGUACUCAAGGAUCAUUUAGAUGUACCUAUUUGCUAUCAGGAGAGGGCGAUAUCGAUCACAGAGACAGAUGAUGAUGUCGUACUUAUUACGGACCAAGGCCGAAAAGUCAGGAGUAAUUAUGUCAUCGCUGCGGACGGGGCGCGUUCAACAGUGCGACGGGCGCUGAAUAUCAGCUUCACUGGGACGAAGCCAGAAAUGGUAUGGGCGGUUCUUGACACAUUCAUCGACACUGAUUUCCCUCUUUGCCCAGAAAUCAUCACAUUUCAGCUCAAGGGCCAAUCGCGGAUAUCGUGGAUUCCUAGAGAACGUGGAAUGGCGAGAUUUUACGUGCUUCUUGAUGGAAAGAUCACUCAGAAACGAGCGGAAGACUCCAUUAGGGAACACAUGGCGCCGCAUCGUAUCGACUUCGUUAAGACGGAAUGGUUUAGCACUUUUGAUGUCAAAGAAAGGAUUGCUUCGACAUUUGUAUCGAACCAUGGGAAUGGACGCAUUAUAUUAGCGGGCGAUGCAGCUCAUGUCCAUUCGGUAAAUGGAGGACAAGGCCUGAAUACUGGAAUUGCGGAUGCCUUUAACCUUAGCUGGCGUGUCGCAACUGCUGCUAAGAAUACCAAUCUAGCACCUGAUGCUGCGGCCAAGUUAAUCCGAAGCUAUGAUACCGAACGCCGCACCGUAGCACAGGAAGUCAUUGAUGUUGCGGCGACGUUAGUCCGAGACACAGCGCAUACAGCAAGGCAAUAUGUUUCCACGAUAGAAAAGAACGCCGGAUAUAUCACUGGAAUGGGUGUCUCGUAUGAUGGCGUCGGAUCUGAACUGAUCACCGAAUCUGAACGAGGUAUCUGGAAAGCCGGCAAACGGUGUCCAGAUAUCUGGCUUAAUCGCAUUGGAAAUGACGAGGCCAUCCGUUUAUACUCUAUAAUCCCGUAUGGAAAAUACCUGGUGCUUUUCCUCGGCGAACAGGACGUACAGACAUCAUCGUUCCGGAAUAUCUGCACAUACUUCGCUCUCUAUUCUCGUGACGUGGCGAAGAUGGCAACGAAUGGUCACAAGAAUGGAUCUGACAAUAAAAUAGAGACGUUUUCAUCGGAUAUUGUUACCGGGGAAGAUAGAUUCGCGGUUGUGGUGAGACCCGACACGUACAUUGGCUAUGUGGGAGAAAGCGAUGGAUGGAAAAAGUAUCUGGAGCAGCUGGAUAUCCUCUACCGUCGCUAA
Molecule: messenger RNA, 1572 nt
Organism: Hypoxylon trugodes
Lineage: Eukaryota; Fungi; Ascomycota; Sordariomycetes; Xylariales; Hypoxylaceae
Product: FAD binding domain-containing protein
Exons: 7
Coding region: 1-1572 (523 amino acids)
Molecular function (GO): FAD binding
Source: RefSeq, a predicted model, not a curated record